AUGGCUGAGGCAAAAGUGAACUGGCAACCAAACAGAAUCUUCUCUGUGAUCGCUUGGCAAAUUCACCUGACAGCUGCCCUUUUCCAAAUUCCCACUCUCCCAAAUUUCGAGCAAAACUCUUUCACAAAACAACAUCACUCUGCCCAACAAACCGCAACCGCAAACGUCAACAAGUCUGGCAUCACCGCUACAAACCUCUUUCAAAAGCAAACUCAAGUCGAACCACGCUGUCAAACCGACAAUAAAUUUGCCUCGGCUUCUGGAUACGCCCAAGAAGCAGCAGCUGCUGCUGCCGCCGCCGCCGCCGCCAUUGCCCCUACUUCUGCUACCGCUCCUCCUCCUCCUCCUCCUCCCGCUCCUGCUGCUGCCACUCCUCCAGCCGCUACGAACCGCAACCCCUCUGACUCUACCGAAGAGCCUCGCACGUCCUGGCGGUAA
Messenger RNA from Trichoderma aggressivum f. europaeum, 438 nucleotides. RefSeq lists its product as uncharacterized. The record is from RefSeq and is a predicted model, not a curated record. Bases 1 to 438 code for a protein of 145 amino acids. NCBI's taxonomy places the organism in Eukaryota, Fungi, Ascomycota, Sordariomycetes, Hypocreales, Hypocreaceae. The transcript is spliced from 2 exons.